Messenger RNA from Leptidea sinapis, 3623 nucleotides. RefSeq lists its product as uncharacterized. The transcript has 9 exons. The record is from RefSeq and is a predicted model, not a curated record. Bases 182 to 1204 code for a protein of 340 amino acids. NCBI's taxonomy places the organism in Eukaryota, Metazoa, Arthropoda, Insecta, Lepidoptera, Pieridae.
UGACAUUUAUUUGUCAAGCAAAAUGGCCUAAAAUGGCUUUAUAAUAAUUUUGAUAAAAUUUUAGUUAUAAAAAUGUGAAAUAACUGGAGCGAGCCCACUCAGCAUCAAAUUCAAACAACAUUAAAAGGUAAAACUGAAUGAAAGGUAUUAGAACCCGACGGGUCAGCUCAUCAGCAGGCGAAUGGAGGGCAGCGGCAAACAGUCCCGUCUGCUCGGUCGUUUGCUCGGCAAGCUGCGCGGCGAACAUCGUCUUUCUAUGACUGAUAAGAAUUUGUCCUUCACUUCUACUGGCAUGAGUGAAAAUAUUGGAUGCGGAAGUGACAAUGAGUGUGAAGACGAAACACAAGCUCAGCCAUCCACAUCGAACCCUAUCUUUGAUGAAGCAACUUUUGCGGCCAAUGUUGAUUUGAGGUACAGUGGGCAGUACUUGACCCCAGAGCAACUUCCAGAGUUCUGCAACCAGCUUCAUCACCUCGUCGAAGUGAUCAGAAAUAUUCAGUCAUAUGCUAAGGUCACGGGAGAAUAUCCGAGUGACCUGGAGCGUCGCUUGGAGCGAGAGGCUCGUGAGGUGGCUGCUCUGGCGAGCGAGGCCAGGAAUGCUUACGAGGUGGUGAACCGCGUGAAGGUGCAGAGACAGGCACUGCGACAGGAGCGGGUGCGGCUUUUGGCGCAGGUCACCAAGAUGAGGGAAGCUGAGAUUCGGGAGUUAGAGAGUACGGUCCGGUUGUCGGAUAGAAAGCUGUACAAGAGUUGGGAGGCUGUGAAGGACUCAUCUGAUCCGGCCGCCUUUGAACCACUCUCUGCGGAAAUCCGGGCCAAGCAGUUAGCGCUGGAGAACCUAGAGAGGCUUAUUGAGACCCGAUGCUCAAACGCUGCCCGCAAGCCCAUUCACGCACUGCCACUACCUCCACAUAACGAAGAAAGUUCAGCAGUAUCGAACGGCCGCAAACGACAUGAGGGUACUAGAAGGUCCAACAAACGCAGACGGAAGGACACAUUCCGCGAGCCUCGGUCGGAGCCCUUGUCGCAAGAGCCCAGUCGUCAUGAACCGCAGCAGGUGACGUUAUACAUCCAAGGUUCGGGAUCCGUGGCAGCAGAUUGCCCAAGACUACGUGCUGGCAGCGCGGCAGCUGUCACGCUGGGUUCCUUGGAGUUGCCCAACCGUGGCAGCGUGCGGGACAUCCUGUUCUUUACAAGCACUUGAGAAACCGGCCAUACACUGGACCUCAGCAAUAUCAAAAUUAAUGCAGCUUUCAAGAGUAUUCCGGGGUAUCCUCGUGAAAUGUACUUUGGCCAGUCAGCUUGCGGUCUUAGGCUGAAAUCUAUAUAUAUCUCUUCGACUUUGCUCCGAAUUUACUUACGUAAAACUUUGCUGAGUGUUUUGGCUUGUUUUGGCUUAAGCUCACCAUAAUUUCAGCUGUCAAAUAACUAUUAAAACGAAAUCAACGAUUAUGCUAAGCCUACACUCAUCUCAGUUUUAUGUAAGUAAAGUCUAAGCAAAGUCUUAGUACGCUCUAUAGAUCUCAGCCUUAGUGUAUAUUGUGAGAGUGCCGAGGUCAGGAGCGAUUUAAAUGUUCACAUCAUUGAGGAUAUUUCGUAAUCCACUUAAAGUGUUUGUUAAAUUAAGAACAUACAAGACUACAUAUUCAUUUUGCAAAGGAAUAUUGGUAACUAUGGCUUUCCAAAAUUGAUAAAGGAUACUAUUUCCCAAUUUAGUUGUUGAGUUAUAAGUGCCUUUUCACAUGCAUAAGGUCACGGCACGGUUGUGUCGUGUUAUGUUUAGUGUAUAAGUUACAAUGAUAGCUAAUUAAACAUUAAUACUACAGAACUUUAACUUUAUACUAGAGCUCCCGAAUCAACGCACGCACACGGCCGCUAAGGAAUCUUGGGGAGACAAAACUAUUGAGUGUCACGCCGGCCUUGCCUGCCCCGCCGAGAAUGGUCGCUGUCCGGGUUAAGUUAGCUGCACCGCGCCGUCAAGCUUUUUGUAUGUACCAACUCUAGUGCUCCGCCAAGACGUAGGUAUAAAUUUCAAGGACACCGCUGAGUUACGCCACUGUUCUAUUCUGUUUUAUGGUGCCGUGACUGUCGUGUGUCACCCGUGCCUAUCCACUGUUUUGACGCGGCAACCGUCUUUGGAGUAAUGUAUUUACUUGUAAAGCCUCGUUCACAUGAACACGGACAUUGACCGGUGAUGUCUUCAGUCUACUUCUCAGUCGUACUCCUCACUGGUGAGGAUCGUGACUCCUUCUGAUCUAGUCCACUAGCUGUCGCCAUUGGUUACGAUCCGUUGCCUAUUGUAUUGCAACAUUCAUUGGUACCUCCAGCUCUUUGGAAAUUUGGUUAGACCACCAUAUGAAACUCCAGCCUCUCGGUCUCUUUCCUUCAACCUUCUCUGUCACCAUAUGACACUCCAAAUUAUUGGCAUUUCUGCGAGCAAUGUGGCCAAAGUAUCGCACUAUUCUUUGCAGACUGACAAACUGCUGUGGAAAAGCGCUGAGUUUUCUCCAUUUUCAGCUCCUUCAGUACAGAAACGUUUGUGCGGUAUGCUGUCCAAGGUAUCCUCAGCAUCCUGCACCAGCACCACAUUUCGAAGGUGUCCAUUUUCUGCCUAAGCGCGGCCUUUAUUGUCCACGUUUCCACAUCAUAGAGAGCGAUGGGAAAGACAAGUGUGGGAGCAAGGUGCACAAGUGUGGGAGCAAGAUACCUUAUUCAGUACGGUCAUUGCUGUCCUGGCUAUUUCUAUGGGUCUCCUUAUUUCGGGUUCACUGCUGCCCUUGUUGGUUAUGGUAGAUCCAAGGUACUGGAAUUGAUCCAAAAUUGUCUUCAGUCUAGUACCUCGGUAUUACAGCGACCGUGUACAUGUGAAUUAUGAAAGAACCGUGCCAUUUAGACGGCAACCGUAUGCCUGUGAAUAGGCCCUAAUACUGUUUGCCAAGUCAAAACUCAAUGUUAAUUUUGACAACAAAGCUAAAUAUUUUUGCUUAGUAAUUAAAUAAAUAAGUUUUAUGUUAAUGCGAUUCAUUUUCGUCUCCAUGGGUAGCAAUUAUUUUUGAUAAAGUUAGAAGGUUGUUCAAGUCUUUACAGAAACACGGUGUAACUAUGAAUUUCCCGAUCGUUUGCCACCAAAGAAAAACUAUUGAUGUCAAUGCAACUUAUAAAAUAGUCUUGCAAAAGUAAUGUACUCGUUGAUCAACAGAACAUCAGUGACGUCAACGAUAAUACUUUGGUGUGAAAAUAUUGUGUCUUAUGUUGGAUUUUGUCUAUUAAGGCCCCUUUUACAGAUGUUGUGUUAUUUGUUAUCUUAACUGUGGCAGGAAUUGUCAGGAAUUCCUGCCACAGUUAAUUUGAUAAAAAAAAUUCAUUUAAAAAUAAGAUAUUUGUUAAUGUAGGUAUAUAAUUUUUUCAUCUAUUUUUGAUAAGGAAUGAUGUUCAUUUUAAAUUUCAACUAUUAUCUUUUUAACCAAAGCGUGUAUUUUAAUUUUUUCAAACUAUUUUUAUUACAUAAUUACGAAGUUAAAUAUUUCCAAUUAGAUUUUAAUUAAAAAGUUUGCUUGCGCAUUUGUGUCGAUAUCUGAAGUGGAAUUAGAUGGUUUCAUUAAAUAAAUGCUCACUCGAAUGAA